UUUGAAGAAUUUGAGAAACAGCUCAGCGAAAAUCGACAGGAGAGAGAAAGAGAAAGGCACAAAAAGAGGAGUCGCAGUGAAUCUACCGGCCGAGCUGACAAGCACCGCAGCUGGAGCAAAGACAGAGGGAGCCGCAGCCGAGAGAAGAGGAGCCGCAGCCGAGAGAAGAGGAGCCGCAGCCGAGAGAAGAGGAGCCGCAGCCGAGAGAAGAGGAGCCGCAGCCGAGAGAGAAAGAGCCGCGACCGCCGGAGCUCAUCCCGGGACCACAAGAAGCACAGCCACUCCCCCAGGAGAACCAGGAAGAAAAGGACCUGCAAAUAUUGGGAUGUGCCUCCUCCUGGCUUUGAACACAUCACACCAAUGCAAUAUAAAGCUAUGCAAGGAAGAAUAGCUAUUGCUAACGCUAAUUCAUCCUGCGCUCUUGGCUGUUUGCAGGUGAAGGAGCUCCUGACGUCGUUCGGGCCUCUCAAAGCGUUUAAUCUGGUGAAGGACAGCACCACCUCGCUAUCUAAGGGUUACGCCUUUUGCGAAUAUGUCGAUAUCAGUGCUACAGAUCAGGCAGUAGAUGGGCUCAAUGGGAUGCAACUGGGCGACAAAAAGCUGAUAGUCCAAAGAGCGAGUGUGGGUGCUAAAAACGCAAAUCCUACCUCCAUCAUCGAGACCCCGGUGACGCUGCAGAACUCUGGCCUGCCCACGGAGGUGCUGUGCUUUCUCAACAUGGUGAUGCCUGAGGAGCUGGUGGACGACGAGGACUACGAGGAGAUCCUGGAGGACAUCCGAGAAGAGUGCUGCAAGUACGGCAGCGUGUGCUCCAUCGAGAUCCCCCGACCCGUGGAUGGGGUGGAGGUCCCCGGCUGUGGGAAGAUCUUUGUGGAGUAUGUUUCUGCUGCAGACGGUCAGAAAGCCAUGCAAGCCCUCACCGGCCGCAAGUUUGCCAACAGAGUGGUGGUCACCAAAUACUACGAUCCGGACCAGUACCACAGACAUGAGUUCUGAAAGCACAGGAGAGUCCUUCUUUCUGUUUGUGAAAGUAGAAUUCUGUUCGGGCGGUUUCUUUAUUUAAGAAAAUACUUAUUUUAUUACAUCUUCUACCUAACAAACUGGACUGAAGUGUGUGUUUCUUCACCGAAUAUCUAACUCCUAGCUUUAGCUUCAACACCUGAACUGAACUGAGUGAAUACAAAAUAAUACUGCAGUAUCUAGGGAUGUCACGAUGCCAGAUAUUUAGUAGUGGAUAACCAUACCAAUGAAAUUCCACAAUUCUUGAUACCUAAUGUGUAAUUGUAUGUUAUAUACUAAGGGGCGGGACAUUUGACACAUUGACUCAUCUCUAUACGGUUGACCAAUCACAACAGAGCUGGCAAAAACAACAUUUUUAAAAGACCUUUUUUUUAACACGUCAUGACAACGAUUUCAUUUACCUUCGCUGAUUUAUUCAUUUUGAACGCUUCACAGUGAAACUCUAUGGCCCUUCCACUAAACCGGUUGCGAACAGCAAACAUGAACUAACCGUUCUUCCAAAAUGAGUGCUAGUGAUGUAAUGAACACCUCUUUCAACAGUACCCUAAUUUCUGUACUUUCAUACGAUCAAAAUGCUUGCAUCAACUUGGUACCUAAGUAUCUGUUCGUGUGACAUCCCUAUCAAUAUCCAUUACAUUUGUAGUAGAAUGAAUGUGACAUGUAUCUUAUCUAAUACUGCCUGACGAUGCCAGUGUAGCUGUCUUAUGGAGUAUGCACUAUACACAGUCAAAUGUUUAGAUAUCCCUACUGAGCACAAACAUUAAUUUCACUGUUUUCGAUUUGAAAAGCCAUCAUAAAUGUUAAUUGUGUGGCUAUGAGAGAAAAAAAAAGGUUUUAUUGAUUUUUUGAAAAGUCAUAUUUUCGUCUUUACGUAAUAUUAGUCAUUAAACAUAUACAACUCUAUUACACUGCUCACAUAGAUCAAAUACAGGGUUGUACUGAGCAGUUCAAAACUAAAAUGCUACAUUCAAAUAUUAAAUUAACAUUUGAAUGCUGCAAAGCUUCUUUUUUUUGUCUGAUGUCUUUUCAUUUACUUUAAAGCUGGUAUUUGUUCAAGGUUGCAGAUAAAGAUUGGUUUUAUUAUACUUUUGUAAUUGAUUCCAGUAGUGGCUGCAUUGCAUUACAUUACAUUGCAUUACAUUGUUUCUGACUCCAAACACAUUUUUAUCCAACCAAAUAAUCUGCUUCAAUCCAUAUUUGUUGGUGUUUCAAGAUCAACAAUUUGCCUUUGGUCAAAAACCUUUUUUUUGCUUUCCUACUUGCUGCACACAAAUGGUGGUACCAAUAUGAACCUGUUUUAUUCAUUCAAUUAUAUGUUAUUCAACUAAAUGCAAUUUCUAACAAAAACAUCAAAUUGUCCUCGCUUUUCAGGGUGACGAUGUAAUAAAAUAUGUGACAAUAUAUUUAAAACCUCAAUAGAAGCUUCAAUUUUUUUUUAAAGAUGGCAUUUGGUACAGCCCUAACUAAAUCUAAACGUAAUCUUUUUUAAACAUUUUGACGGUAAUGGGGAAAUGUGUGUUUUGUCUUAAAUCAAGGGCCUUUUGUGUCAAAUAUGACUUUAAAGAAAAGCAAAUUGGUAAACAGCUUCCGUUGGUCUAAUAAAAAAAACUAAGCAGUAUAUGUUAAUAAAUGCACCUUUAAGUUUUGUUGAUCGCAAACUGAAUGACUUUUUUCAAAAACCUGUAUUAUUUUUGUGAACAAUCAAAGAAAAUGGAUCCAAUGAAAGCAUUAAUGUAUUAUUAGAAAAUAACUUCUGCUUGAAAAGUGCAAGCGCAAACAUCCCAAAUGAUUUGUCUGAUAUCGGGAUGUGUCUGAUACCACAUUAUGUUUUAGUGCAAUAAAUAUCACAGAUCAUAAAA
Messenger RNA from Gymnodraco acuticeps, 2879 nucleotides. RefSeq names its product splicing factor U2AF 65 kDa subunit-like. The annotation marks the transcript as partial. Gene Ontology annotation, cellular component: commitment complex; U2AF complex; U2-type prespliceosome. Lineage: Eukaryota; Metazoa; Chordata; Actinopteri; Perciformes; Bathydraconidae. The transcript has 8 exons. The record is from RefSeq and is a predicted model, not a curated record. Gene Ontology annotation, molecular function: poly-pyrimidine tract binding; pre-mRNA 3'-splice site binding.